UUUAGUUUGAAAGGCAGCAUAGCAGCUCUGAUCGUUUGAAGAAGUUCUUCUCCAGGUGCCUGUUGCUGGUUAUUACAGCUUGCUCGUACUAGAUUAUGCACGAGAAAGAAGUGCCGAGGUUGCAAUUGUAGCUGAGGUUCCAUUCACGAGGAAGAAGGCUAGAGCUCAGGGGUGGAGACGAGGAACAGGUGUGAAAAGGAGGGGAGAUGGAGGCAGGGAAAUGGCUGGUAAGGAAAGCUUGCGGCUUGUGGGGUUCGGUGUAACAGGCAGGCAGGCAGAAGUAGUCAGGGAUGUGAGGUGAUGUGAUGGGAUGGGAUGGAGGAAGAACCUCGCGCGCAGGAAUGGAAGGGGAGCAUGAACAGUUUGGCGAUGGCGGGGGAGGAAGGGGAGGUUCCGCAAGGGGGAGAGAGUCAGAGGAUGGAGGGAAUCCUGGGAUGGCGAAUGGAAGAGGAGUGCCGUCAUCCAAGAAACUGAAGCUGGAUCCCGAUCGGUCACCCGUGGCAAUUUCAUCCGCAGAGGCAUCAGAGGAUCCGGGCGUGGACCGCACCAUCGACACAGCUUUCUCAAGUCUGGAGGCUGUGAAGGAACUCGAGGUGGAAGCAAUUCUGUGCAUGUCCAAGCACAAAGAGAAUCAGCGCAGAUCGGACGAGGCUCGCUCCCGGGUUCUGCAGGCAGGCAAUGCCGUCAGCCGAGCCGAGGAGGCUGCACGAAUCGCCAAGAAAGCCCAACGCAAGGCGGAGCACUCGUUUCGCAUCGCCGAAGAAUUGGCCCGAGUGUCCAAAAUCGCCGCCGACGAAGCGCAGGCCCGAUACACGGAGCUUCAAACUCAGUGGGAGAAGGAUCUGGAAACCAACUUGUCUCGAGUUCUCGUCCAGAAAAGCACGGUUGCCUAUGCGUACCGAGACCUGCAAGAAACUGCCGCCUCUCUGUCCUCAAUUCCCAUCAGAGACAUGCUGGACAAUUCGUGCGUGACGCAACUCGAGACUCUCGUCAAGAGAGUGAACGCCUGCUGGCUGCGCCUGACGACCGAGCGCAAAAAAUUCACCGAAACCAUAUCCAAUGUCAAGGCCACCCCUCAGUUGAUCAUGGAGGGCGCCUGCAGCCUGUCGACGACAACCAUGUAGAUGUUGCGGAGGAGGAGGUGCCGUGCGUUAGGAAACUUCCUAAGACUCGUGUGUUGCUGAAAUUUCAUAUGCUCUAAACUGCAUCUCAGUCUUAGCAGGACAAGCGAUCGGAAGACCACUUUUGAGUGCGUCUGUAGAUCUCAGGCCAGUUGGUACCCUGCCCCGUCAAUCUUACUCCUCAUGAUCAGAUCCGUCCUCGAUCUCCGCCUUCGAACGAGACCCGCAUUAGGGGCUGAAAUCCUCACUCCGACCCAACCCAUCCAUCUCGACCUAGAGCAGCAGUUGGAACCAUCCUGUGACACGAAAUGGAGGCAUGGGUAAAGUUAUACAGAUUUGUGUCAAUCCAAUCCUCGCCUAUUCCAAUCCAAUCAGCCAUUUCCUCCUAUUGGAAAUGGCUGAUUGAAUGCAAUGAAUUUUGUUCGACGUCCAAGAGUACUGAGCCUUCACAUUAGCAGGCCGAGGUGAAGGUUCUUGAUUCAGGUUAAGAGUGGAGUGCGAAGUAUUGUCGAAGGUUUUGCUCGUAGGACGAUCUUUCGAGGAUUUUCGAUGGAAGUAGGUUUCUGAAAGUCCGCUUUCCGACUUCAGUCAGUUCCAAAUACAAAUGGAAGUCCUGUUCUGAGACUCUGCACAUAAUUCGAUUUACGAUUUCACUCUCGGGUCUCUACGAAGUGAGAAGUUGUUCGAGAAGCUCGUAUUGAAAAAACCGCAAGUAAAUCUCUGGUACUCUCGAAGCUCUCGAUCAAAAACAGGGCUGAAUCUUGAGCAGAGCAAGUGUAGUCAAUUUUAUUGAAUGUUUCUCGAAAGUACCCAUAAAUAGAGGUGGAUGUCUGUGCCUGUUUAUUCUGU
Marchantia polymorpha subsp. ruderalis is the source of this 1970-nucleotide messenger RNA. The record is from the annotation of a GenBank genome assembly. Lineage: Eukaryota; Viridiplantae; Streptophyta; Marchantiopsida; Marchantiales; Marchantiaceae.